This is a messenger RNA of Chrysoperla carnea, 1391 nucleotides long. RefSeq names its product cuticle protein 16.5-like. The transcript has 2 exons. The record is from RefSeq and is a predicted model, not a curated record. Lineage: Eukaryota; Metazoa; Arthropoda; Insecta; Neuroptera; Chrysopidae. Bases 35 to 763 code for a protein of 242 amino acids.
AUACAAUAAUAUCAUUUUCUUUGUAUUUUCAAUAAUGGCUUUUAAACUCCUUACAAUCAUCAGUGCCUUGUUGGUAGCUGCAAAUGCAGGAGAAUUAUAUGGACUUGCUCAUGCAAUCCCUGCAGCAUCAAGCUAUCAACAUACAACAAAAAGUGUUGUCUCACCUGCAGUGGUAGAAGAGCAUCAUUUACUAGCGCCAGUAGAACACCAUGUAGUGGCUCCAGCUGUUGUAAGUCAUGUAGCACCAGUUUCAUAUUCAUCGGCUGCAAGCUAUCAACAUACAUCGAAAAGUGUAUAUGCACCAGCUAUUGAACAUCAUGUUAUCGCACCAGUUAGUCAUGCAGUUGUUAGUCACCCAGUUGCAUCCAGUUAUCAACAUACAACAAAGAGCGUUGUUUCACCUGCAGUGGUAGCGGCACCAGCUGCAGUGGUAGCUCCAGCUCCAGUACUCUAUCAUGCUCCAACUUACUACGCAACUCCAUAUAUGACUGGAUCAGCAGCGCAUACUUAUCAACAUAUGUCAAAAACAGUAUCAAAACCUGUAUUAGCUUAUGCCGAACAUGCAACACCAGUUGUCGCUGCUUACGCUACACACGCUGUACCUGUUCAUAGUGGUGCUACAAGCUAUCAACAAAUAUCAAAAAGUACUGUUUCAGCAUCACCAGUAGUAGCUGCUAAAAGUAUCGCACCAUUAGUAUAUUCCCCGAAUGUACAAACAUAUGCAACUAAUGCAAUUCCAUUGGCUUAUGCUCAUCGUAAAUGAAAUGGUUAUAUAUUUUGUUGCUAGAUAUUUUGAAAUUGACUGUAUCAAAAGCCUGCUGAGUCUGAAGAGACAGUAUUGAUGAUCGAAAGAGGCCACUAGAAGUGACAACAUUGGCGGGCAAUAUAAGCUUACACAAGAAGGCAGUGUAUAACUGCGUAUAAUGUUCGGAAAUAUGACACUUCUAAAUGCCAGUAUUGACCACCAGUACUGUUCCUUCUAUCCAGCAGACUUAUAAGUAAGAACACUGGCCUUCAAAUGGAGAAGAUGGCUUAAAAUACGGCUGCAAUCGUAGCUCAUGAUUAACCUGCUUACUAUACGUACUGCGUAGUAAGCUGAGUCUUUUCUCUGUGAGAAAAUCUAGAAUAGCUUGAGGCACAGUACGAAGUACGCCACCAACUACAAGCAACAUAGUUGGCAUUUUCUGGCCAUAAAUGCUGUCAACUGCCACCAAGUGCCUUGCUCUGUUUAUUUGGCGCUUCGUCAAAAACUAGAAAUAACAGAACACCAAAUAUGAAUUCUUCUGAUAAAUCGUGAGCGAUUACUAGACUAGCCAGCCAAUAUUGAUCAAUCAGUGCUCUAAACGCACAUUAAUUAAAUAGUUAAUUUCAAUCAACAUCUAGGCAACAAA